Molecule: messenger RNA, 3497 nt
Organism: Meloidogyne enterolobii
Lineage: Eukaryota; Metazoa; Nematoda; Chromadorea; Rhabditida; Meloidogynidae
Source: the annotation of a GenBank genome assembly
GUCGCAAGAAAUUUUAUCAUUAGGAAGGUACUUUUUGGGUAAUUUUGAACUUUGUAUGCCCCCUUUUUAUUUUCUCUUCAAAUUUAUGACGAUAAGUGCCCAGCUCCGUGUUAGAACCAAGAGUCCAGUACUGUACUCUGGUUGAGUCUUCCAUUAAAAUUUUCCAUUUUUUUCUUCCCAGUAAAAUUUUAGGAAAUACGGUGAAAAUUUUCAGAUAAUAGUAUGCCAACAUCGGCAUAACUUCUAUUUAAUUUGUACGCACAGUACCGGACCUUAUGUUCUAACACAGAGUUGAAACAGCCUAUUUUAAAUGGCUGUUCUGAAACGUCCCCUCCCACCAUUUUGUUAUAAAAGGGAAAUUAAUUUUUGUUUUUUAUGGUCAUUUGCUGGACAUUGCACAAUUUUUUUUUUUUCAAUUCAUUCCCUACGCGUUUACUUUAAAUUUUAUUUUUUUACAUUUUUGUCUCACAAACGCGUACAUUUAUUUCAUUUUUAAUUUUCAGAUCGAAUUAGUUUAUUUUUCUCGCGUCCUCCCUAUUAGUUAAUAGUCUUCACUACUCUAUUUUAUUUUAACAACGAAUAAUGGCAUCUACAUUGGAGCAAGAUGUAGUCCUUCCAGGCAAUUUUUAAUUUCUGUUUAGACUCUAAUCUUUUAUAUUUCAGCAAAGGUCACCAAUUCUGGUUCAGCCCCAACAGCCGCACACAUUGGCGUCUUGUUGAAUGGUUACCAAAUGGACAUCCGUAAAACUGUGCCUCAAGUCUUCCAAUUUGAGCUGACUUUUGUUGGUGAGCGAACGGUGAAUGUGCAAGGACAGCCAAAUGUUAAGAAGCAACAAUUUGAGCGUGGGCCGCGUAACGAUGAGUCAAAAGAAACCCGUCGUCGUCUGAUUUGGGGCCUCUUCCAGCAAUUGUUGGAUCAGAACAGAGAUGUUUUUGGGGACAACAAGAAGACGUUCACAUACGACUGCGCGACGUUGCUGUAUUCGAUAAGUGAUUUGGGAAUGAAGCCAGGUGCUAAACGUGAAUUUGUUCUCAACAUUGAUAGGAAUGCUCUUGAGGAUCGUGCAAAAGCGUAUAUCCGCAACACAGAACGUAUUGUGGCAUAUUUGCUUCGAACCGAAACAGUGAACCUCAAAAACGCCGUUCAGUCAUAUCUUCAAGGUGAUCGCUCAGUUGUCCAAUUCCUGGAAUUGCUUUCCUCACAAAGAAUGUUUGAGAAGGGUCAACACUACUCGUUCGGAAAUCGAUUGUAUGAUCAAGAGAGUGCUGUGCAGCUGCAGGGCGUCCCACAGAUUUUGAAGAGUGGAAUGCAGAAGAAUGUUCGUUUCGUUGGCGAAACAUUGCAGAAUGCUAUGCCUAUUUUGCAGAUUGAUCCAAAGAAGUCUGCAUUUUUCCCUGGAGUGGAUUUGUUGAAUUUUGUUUGUGAUUUUCUUGGUGUGAACCAUCCUGAUGUUAUUAUGCAGAAUAUGGGCAGAUAUUUUGAUCAGAUGAAUAAACAAAUUAAAGGUCUCGUUCUUCAAACGACUCACUUACCGGAAAAUCAAGUGACAUUCGCCAAUUCUGGUUUAACCAACCGCCCGGCCAAUGAAAUUACGUUUCAACGCGAAGGACAGACAAUAAGCGUUGUUCAACACUUUCAACAGACGUAUCACUUGAAUUUGCGUUUUGGAAGACUUCCUUGUGUCAUUCAAAAAGCUGGUCCAAAAGAGUCUUUUUAUCCAAUGGAAUUGGUUAAAAUUGUACAAGGUCAACGAGUUCCAAUUGAUAAGCAAACGCCCAAGCUGACUGAGCAAAUGAUCAGACAAUGCCAAGUCCUUCCGGCAGCAAUGCAGGAGCAAAUAACGAUUCAACGCGACCAAGGAAUGCUUCAAAAUAUGAACUCUUAUUUCACGGCACACAAUGUUCGUAUUGAUCCGCAGUUGUGCAAAACUGAAGCUUCGAUGCUGUUCCCUCCUGCCAUUCAAUACAACCCAGAUCGUGUUGAACCUAGCCAGAAUGGAGCCCUUGAUUGGAAGUUGAUUGGAGGUGGCGCCCAGAAUCGUCGUUUCACAAACCCCGUUGAAUGGCCAAAGCUUUGGGCUGUUGUUAUUCUUCAAAAUUGUGUUCAGAUGGAUCAAUGCCAGCGCUUCUGUGAGCAGCUUGUUCAAACAGCUCAACGUCGAGGUAUUGGAAACGCAAUGUUACCACAACGUGUCGACCACUAUGCGGAGACGAGCAUUGAUUAUGUUAGUGAGAAAUUCCAAUUCUAUGCCACUCAUCGUUGUAUGUUUGUGUUGUUUUUUGCUGAUGGAAAAGAAAGGGCACAUGCUGGUGAUUUCCACCAUGUAAUGAAAUAUUGUGAACAGAAAUAUGACAUCCUCACUCAACAUGUCGGUCCAAAAAUGAUGUCUAAAGGUGUUGGAGGUGGUGGUGGUGGAGCAAUGAUUUUUGACAACAUUUUGAUGAAGACAAACUUGAAAAUGGGAGGUUCCAACUUUAACAUUGUUACGCCUGAUGUGUUUAAGAGAGCAAUAAGGAACAAUCAAGACGUUUUUAGUGAGAUUUGGAUGGGUGGACGGCGAAUGUUCUUUGGCAUUGGAAUGUCCCAUGCUCCGCCGCAAACUUUAUUUGAGCGUCAAACAGGAAAAGCCCCAGCAAUUCCUACAGUUGUCGGGAUGGCCUAUACUACUAGCCGUGAAAUGCUUAAACUUCGAGGAACUUAUUGGUUCCAGCAAGCUAGGACUACAAUCAUGAAGGAAGAGCAAAUGCGUCCUCUUGUAGAUGCAGUCAAAAAUGCGUUGUAUAUUUAUGAAACGGAAAAUGGUGAUCAAUUCCCUGAACAUUUGAUUGUUUUUCGAGGAGGCGCUUCUGAAGGAGAAUUUAAAAAGGUUUCUCGUUGGGAAGGCGGUGCAAUUGAAUUGGCAUGCAAAGAAAUUUCGCAUGAGCGAAAGGGAAAAUUCAACAUCCCUGCCAUCACUAUUGUUGUAUGCCAGCGCCAGUCCAACUAUCGAAUCGUUCCUGAACGCAUCAACAGCCGAGGGAGAGCACCUGAACAGAACUGCCAACCUGGAACUGUUGUGGACAAGGGAGUAAUGAAUGCUGCGUUGACAGAAUUUUUGUUGAUUCCUCACAAGGCUCUACAAGGAACUGCCCAGCCCUUGCGUUGUACUGUCGUGCACGAAUUUCGACCACCUCAGGGACCGUCCGCUAGAAUGCCACAAAUGAAGCUUGAGGAGAUCGAGUACAUCACUUAUGCUUUGGCUUAUUCCCAUGGUAUUUGUGCUAUGUCUACAGCCGUUCCCGGAGUUCUCUACUCUGCUGACGAGUUGGCAAAGAGAGGCAGAAACAAUUGGAAAAUGCACACCUCUGAUGGGUCCAAUGCCCAAGUUUUCGAACUUCCUCCGCCUGGACAAGGUCAAGAAGAGGCCAUUCAAGCUUUGGACAACCAACGAACUAGCUACUUUGCAGAAGUCACCGAUCAGCUCAACCCAAAAAUUCCAACGAAAUUUUGGGCUUAA